Molecule: messenger RNA, 2433 nt
Organism: Cydia pomonella (codling moth)
Lineage: Eukaryota; Metazoa; Arthropoda; Insecta; Lepidoptera; Tortricidae
Product: protein yellow-like
Exons: 8
Coding region: 140-1366 (408 amino acids)
Cellular component (GO): extracellular region
Source: RefSeq, a predicted model, not a curated record
UGGUGAAGUUGUAGCGAAUAUAUAAAGGUUGGCGAGACCUCGAACUGUUUAGUCUGUCUUUGCGGCCCCGCUGAACCGGUCGGCCUGACGCCUGACCCCGCCCAACUCUUGAUCAACUAACUGCAAUAACACAGGAAAUAUGCGGGCAAUUUAUUUUAUAAUAGCCGCUGCGGUGCUGGCUAUAUGUAAAGCAGCAUCACCACAACUUCGUUUCGCUUGGAAGCAAGUAGACUACGCCUGGGACACGCCCGCUGAUAAGGAAAAUGCCAUGAAAGCCGGUCAAUUUGUACAAGAACAUAACUUAAUUCUUGGCUUGGCGAGAUGGAAAAACAAGCUGUUCAUCACCGUCCCAAGAUGGAAGAACGGCGUGGCUUCCUCGCUAAACUAUGUGGAUGUAGAUGGGGCUCAGGAGCAAAUUUUGAAGCCGUAUCCUUCAAUGAAAGACAAUUUGGUUCCGGACGACGCGAAGGAGCUCCCUUCUAAUAGCUCUAUUAUCUCCGUGUUCCGGGUGUAUGUCGACCCCUGUGACAGGCUAUGGGUUAUGGAUUCGGGAUUAGCUGAUAUUUUUGGUGCUGGUAACCAAAUUGCGGGGCCGUCUCUAGUGGUGUUCGAUCUGAACACCGAUCAGCUUCUUCAUCGGUAUUUCUUCAAAGUCUCCGAUAUGAAGGAGGACUCGUUCUUUGCCAAUGUCGUAGUCGAUGUGGACAAAGACACAUGUGACAACGCUUUCGCAUACAUCCCGGACCUGGGCGCGUACGGAGUUGUGGUCUACAGUCUAAAGCAGAAUGACUCCUGGCGUAUCUCGCACCACUACUUCCACUUCGAGCCUCUGGCUGGCCAGUACAAGGUUGGCGGCAUCGAGUUCCAGUGGACUGAUGGAGUUUUCGCGCUGGCGUUGUCUGAGCCAAGGGAACAAGGGUAUCGAACGAUGUUUUUCCACGCGUUCUCGAGCACGAAGGAGUUCUGCGUGUCAACCGAGCUGCUGCGUAACUACACACACAUCGAUAAGCACGAGGCAUUCCACGAUUUCAAGUUGCUUGGUGACCGCGGAGAACGCACUCAGUCCUCAGCCAGCUUCUACGAUCCCAAGACUAGUGUUCUCUUCUACACACAGGUGAACAGAGACGGCGUCGGAUGCUGGAAUGUGAACAAGCCCUACACGCCGGAGACCAACCCUCUCCUCUUCAGCGACCCUAUCCUCUACGAGUUCCCCAACGACUUGAAGGUGGACGAUGAAGGCACCCUCUGGUUGCUGACUGACAAGCUGCCACGGUUCCUGUACAAGUCGCUGGACCCCAACGAAGUCAAUUUCAGGAUAUUCAGCAUCAACACCACUGAGGCCAUCGCUGGCACCGCCUGCCAAUAAACGCAUUUUGUCAGUUGUAAAAAUGUACUGUAAACUGGAUAAUGCCCAAAAUAGAUUGUUCUUUACCUUUGUUGUUCCUUUGUUUCUUUGUUUGGUAUGUUCUAAAACGACAAUUUUCAAAAAUGGCUCAUAAAGACUUAGAACAUACCAAACAAAGAAACAAAGGUACAACACCUUUGUUUCUUUGUUUGGUAUGUUCUAAAACGACAAUGUUCAAAAAUGGCUCAUAAAGACUUAACAUAAGCUAUUACAUGUGGUUGUUGAAUAUAUGAACCAUUCCUGCAAAGGGUUAAUGCCAUUACACUCUGCUCUCGAGCAAAGAGAACAUAAACCAAUACGUGCCAAUACGUUCUACUUCUGUCUUACCAAUAUUUUGUCCUACAUUGAAGUGUUUCCCACAUCUCCUUUAGAACAAGAUAUUUUACUUGUGCAAAUGUUAUAAGAUAUUAAGAUAGUUUAGAUCUCGAUACCAUCUAAAUUAAAAUGGAAUUAAAUUAAUGAUUCUGUCCUUUUGUUAUUACUUACUUGUAUGUAAAAUGUACAGUAUUCUGCACAUUUAUCAGUAUUCAGGUAAACGAGGCUGACGGAGCCCCAAAAACGAUCUAACUAGACUAAGUUUUUGGGGGAAAUUUGUGUGGUUCAAAUAUUAACAUUGUAUUAAGACGAAGUGAAAAAGUAUAGGAACAUAUUUUUUACGUCUACUUUACAUGUUUACUUAAUUAUAUGAAUGAGUACUUAUACUGAUGUGAAUUUGCACAUUUAUUAAUUUGUUUUUUGACUAUUGUGUAACACAUUUACCGCCACUUGCACCAUCCCACUAACCCGGGGUUAACCGGUUAAACCUGUAGUAACCAUAUGGUAAAAUUUGACACUGGGCUAAAGGUUUAACCGCUUAACCCCGGUUUAGUGGGAUGGUGCAAGUGGCGCUAACUUAGAACGUGAUGUUUUAUUUCUUUAAACUUAGCCUGUGAAAUAAUAAUUAUUAUUUGAUAACAGUACAAAACUCAUCGUAGGAUUAAUAAAAUUUAAUUAAGUAGCAUAGUAUAAAUAAAGUCAAGUUAUGAUAA